Messenger RNA from Pipistrellus nathusii (Nathusius's pipistrelle), 459 nucleotides. The record is from the annotation of a GenBank genome assembly. Lineage: Eukaryota; Metazoa; Chordata; Mammalia; Chiroptera; Vespertilionidae.
AUGGCAGCCUCCCAUUCUGGGGAUAAAAAGAGGGUCCUUCCCCCCUGGAUGACAGCCCAGCAGCCCGAGGAGAGAAUGCCCCCGAUGAAGACCCCGAAGAGGAGGAAGGCAGCGGUGCCGGCCCCUGCAGCCAGACUCCCCGCCGUGAAGACUGUGUACUGCAUGAGUGAAGCCGAGCUUGUUGACGUUGCCCUGGGGGUCCUGAUUGAGAGCCGGAAACGGGGAAGGGCCUCGGAGCAGCGGCCCCCGGCAGGCACGGAUGUGUCAGAGCCGCCCCCCACCUGCUCGGAGGGGCCGCCCUCUCCCGAGAGGAGUGAAAGUGAGGACAGCGGGGAAGCAGCCCUCCCCCCAGGCCCGGGGCCGCCCCAGGAGCCCGCAGGCUCGGAGCCUGCCUGCGGCACCAGCCCCGAGGAAGAUGAGGACGCAUUCAAGUACGUCAGGGAGAUUUUCUUCAGCUAA